AGCGAAGGGUUGUUGUGUUUCUGUUGGAGUGACUUCACACUGCUCUACAGCUCUGUCCAGUCCACACUGCUCUACAGCUCUGUCCAGUCCACACUGCUCUCUACAGCUCUGUCCAGUCCACACCACUCUCUACAGCUCUGUCCAGUCCACACUGCUCUCUACAGCUCUGUCCAGUCUACACGGCUCUCUACAGCUCUGUCCAGUCCACACGGCUCUCUACAGCUCUGUCCAGUCCACACUGCUCUCUACAUCUCUGUCCAGUCUACACGGCUCUCUACAGCUCUGUCCAGUCUACACGGCUCUCACCAGCUCCAAGAGAAAGAGACUGGUAUAGUUUCUCCUCUCCACAAAGAUGAACCUCUUCUGCUUCUCUCUGGAGGGUUCUAUGGACAGUCUGUAUGAGGCUGUGCAGGACUCCAGUGAUGCCCAGGUCUACACCAUCCCCAGCCGUUCCUCCAGCCGCUCCUGUAGCCUUGCCAUGCUGCUAGAUGAAAACCCCAAGUUGCGUGGCUCGGGACGAUCCAUUUCCAUGGAGAUUUCCCAAAUGCAGACCAACAACACCAAAAAAAUUAAAAGAAUAACACAUGUAUCCAAAUCAGCACCAGAAAACAGAACUUUAGAUCAAGCCUCUGCCGUCUGCAAUAGUGCUCUCUGGCUGCCAGCCAAAAUCCCCCCAGAAGAAGAUUUAGAUUUAGGCCACAUCAAGAACAAUCAAAAUGAAGAGAUGAUCAAGCCCAUGGUCAGAACUGAGAUCCAGGCCAAAGCCACGAUCAGAACCGAUGUCAGGACCAAAAAGGGAAGAGGAGGACGCAAGUCGAGCAUGAAGAAGAAUGAAAAGUCACCAACCCCACCAAUACCACCAACUCAGGUGGUGAGUUACGAGGGAUGGGCUCAGAAUGCAGAUCUGCCCAACAGCAGGCAGAGAGACCUGAAUGUCCAUGCCAACAGGGAAGUGGCCAAGCCCAGAGUUCCCAUCAAAAAGAGUCAAAAGCCUGGAAGUCAGAAGACUGGGAAGAAAGGGAAUGCAAAAAAUGGAAAAGAAGGGGCCAAGAAAAAUCAGGACACCUCAAGGAAUAAGGAACUCAGAAAAUGUACCACAGACAAUGACACUUAUGCCUUCUUCUCGGGUCUCCACCCAGCAGGGCCCAUCCCAGUGAAAGCGGGACCCUAUCUGGAUGUAGUCCGGAGGUCAGCUCCUGUUUGUAAGUCUGUACUAACAGCAGCCCAGGAGAAUUCUACCCUACCCCCGGUGGCCAUGGAGCUGAGGACCGGGCCUGGAGGCCCUGGAGCUCCUCCCAGAAACCAGCGCUGGAGUAACCCAGCCGAGAACGCUCCAGAUUGGGGGACCUCCUACCACAUCUGCCGCAGGCCCCUCACAGAGUACCCCGUUUAUACCCAUGACUACACCCUGCCCCGGGCCAAGGCCUGGGACAAGCACCAGGGGCUGGCCCAAGAUGCGAGCCUGAAACGGGACCCCUCGCCCCAGGGUGUCGCCCUCUCUGUUACUGAUGUGAAACUAUGCGACCGCAAUCGCUCCACUAGUUUUGGGCGAUUUGAGGGCAUCAGACAACCAUCACCAGCCAGACUAGAGGAAAAUGGAACAACAGUGGCAGAGGAGUCUGGAUGUGAGAGUUCUGAUCAGACCAAACAAGGCAGCCUGGGGAAGAAGAUGAAGGCCAUCUCUCUGACCAUGCGCAGGAAGAUGGGCAAGAAGCACUCCAAAAUCUUCUCUGAGGAAGCUGGUGAAGACACUGACAGAGACCUAGAAGAGGAAACAGAGUGCAGUCCUCUAGAGAAAGGCUCUGAAAAGACCAACAACUCUCUGGAGAGCCUGUACAGCGGACAGAGUUCCUCCAGCUCAGGUAGUGUGGCCUGCCUCUCAAAUGGCUCCAGUACCAGAGACAGUCUGAGACUAGAAGAGGACGGCUCCUACAACGGACACUUCUGUGGUAGAGCACGGGUCCACACAGACUUUGUUCCCAGCCCAUAUGACACUGACUCCCUCAAACUCAAGGUUGGAGACAUUAUCAGCAUCAUCAGUAAACCUCCUAUGGGCAUAUGGACAGGGAUGCUGAACUACAAAGUGGGCAACUUCAAGUUCAUCUAUGUUGACAUGCUCAUGGAGAAAGAGAGAGAGGAGGAGGCGCCAAAAAUCAGACCUCAGAGGAUGAGCAAAAGACCACGACCAAAGACACUACUGGAACUACUGGAGCGUCUUCAUCUAGAGGAGUAUGCAUCUGCACUGCUUCUGAAUGGCUACCAGACAGUAGAGGACCUGAGGCACCUGCAGGAGAAACACCUUAUAGAGCUGAACGUGAUGAAUCCAGAACACAGAGGCAGGCUGCUGGCUGCUGCAGACUGCAGAUAUACAGAGAGCGAUGAUGUGAGGGAGAGUGAGGAGCCCUCUUCAUCACACAGCCUGAAGGAGGAGAAGAGUGACUGUCCCAGAGACUCAGGCUGUUUUAUUCCAUCAGAGUGCUCUGAAAACAGCAAAGAAGACACAGAGAGCCAACCAGUCACACGCUGAUAGGCUGCACUAUCCUAAUUAACAUACCAGUAUAAAAAGUUGAUUAACUAUUAUGUUUUGACUUGUAAAUUACGAUGGCUCACCAAGUUUGUCUCGUCUGUAUUUGGUUUAACAAGGUGCGAUUUCAUUAAUUAAAUGUUAAAUGUAGGCAAUUUUUCUUAAAACCGAUGAAUUUGUUCCUCCUUAUUUAUAAGCAUCCAUUUAUGAACCUUUUUCUUUAACCUAUUAAUUCACAUAAAGCACAGGGAUCAAACUCAUUCCACGGAGAGCUGCAGGUUCUCGCUCCCUACUUGCACUUGACUGAUGAAUUAAGGUUACUAAUUAGUAAGGAACUCACCUCACCUGGUUGUCUAGGGCUUAAUAGAAAGGGAAAAAACAAAACCUUGCAGUCACUAGGCCCUCCAUGGAAUGAGUUUGACACACCUGACAAAAUAUUUAUGACAAAUGAUAUCUUGUUUUUUUGUGUAUUGUGCUGGAAACUAUGACGUGUGUUUGGUUUUACUAUCAUUGUGGGGACCAGAGGAGGCUAUUUUAGGUUUAGGGGAUUAGGGUUAGAAGCUCGGGGUUAAGGUUUAAGGUUAGGGGUUAGGAAAAAUAUGAUUUUUAAUGGGAAUGAAUUGUUUGGUCCCAACACGGAUAGUAAAAUAAACGUGUGUGUGUGUGUGAGUGAGUGGGCAGGAGUUUGUACAUACAUUUUUUAACAUUCCUGGUUUAACAAAAUGUACAGACUUGUAGAACUCAAUAUACUGUAAUUGCAAUAUGUCACACAUUAAUAAAGUAUUUAUGCAUCAAUAGUCAUCUGUCA
Molecule: messenger RNA, 3332 nt
Organism: Oncorhynchus gorbuscha (pink salmon)
Lineage: Eukaryota; Metazoa; Chordata; Actinopteri; Salmoniformes; Salmonidae
Exons: 15
Coding region: 353-2527 (724 amino acids)
Molecular function (GO): protein binding
Source: RefSeq, a predicted model, not a curated record